This is a messenger RNA of Linum tenue, 3954 nucleotides long. NCBI's taxonomy places the organism in Eukaryota, Viridiplantae, Streptophyta, Magnoliopsida, Malpighiales, Linaceae. The record is from the annotation of a GenBank genome assembly.
GAGUUUUCUUUGAUUUAACCUUCCUUCGAUAUGACUUGGUUAGGAAUCUCAAAUUUGGUUGAGUUAUGGAUGGUUUAGAUUUAGUAGAAUCGCUAGAUCUGUCCUAUCAUACCAAUUAAAAUAAGUUUACCCAACUGAAUGGUUUUCGAUUCAUGUUACAUGAGUUUGAAUGAUUCUAUAUUUCUGAUGGCUUUAAUUUUAUCCAAGAUUCAGAUUGCUGGGUUGUGGAUUUUGGGUUUCGGGUUCUGGUCGUUGUUCCUAUGUUUUGGUCCGGAUAUGGGUUUGUACAUGCUCACCUUUGAUAUAAGGAGGAUAUUCUUGUUCGACUUGUUUACCAUUAAAAAAUCUGAAAUCCAGGGAGAAAGAAUGUCUGGUAAAUGUUGCGUGGUGACCGGAGGCAGGGGCUUUGCCGCCAGGCAUUUGGUGGAUAUGCUCAUCAGAUCAGACAAGUUCCUCGUUCGGAUAGCUGAUCUACCUCCCGCCAUCGACCUCUCCCCGGAGGAGGAGAAUGGAGACCUCGGUCGUGCAUUGGAAUCCGGCCGCGCUUCCUACGUCUCUAUGGAUCUCCGCAACAAGCCCCAAGUCCUCCAAGCUCUUAAAGGAGCCGAGGUUGUUUUCCACAUGGCGGCCCCGCAUUCAGGUAUCAACAACUAUCAGCUCCACUAUUCAGUCAACGUGGAAGGGACCAAGAACGUGAUUGAUGCUUGCGUCGAGCUUAAGUGAAGAUCCUAAUCUUCACUAGCUCUGCUAGUGUGGUUUUUGAUGGGAUUCAUCCAAUCUUCAAUGGAGAUGAAGCAUUGCCGUAUCCACCCAAGCCUCUUGAUUCCUACUCCGCGACUAAAGCAGAAGCGGAGGCUGCUGUUCUUAAGGCAAAUGGUACUAAUGGGCUUCUUACUUGCUCCUUACGUCCUAGUAGCAUAUUUGGUCCAGGAGAUUAAAUUGUUUAUUCCUUCUCUUGCUGAGUCGGCGAGGGCUGGCAAAUCCAAGUUCUUAAUUGGUGAUGGCAACAACGUCUACGACUUCACGUAUGUUGAGAAUGUGGCACAUGCUCACAUAUGUGCUGAACAAACUUUGUCAUCAUCAGGGGGAGGCUGCAGAGAAAGCUGCAGGGCAGGCAUAUUUUAUAACCAACAUGGAGCCUAUCAAGUUUUGGGAGUUCACUGGAAAUGUUUGUGCAGGUCUUGGUUAUGAGAGGCCAAGGAUCAAGGUUCCUGCUGUUGCUGUAUUGCCAGUUGCUCAUGCAAUUCAGUGGGCAUAUAAUCUACUCGGCACAUAUGGGAUGAAGCUCCCAGUGCUGAUUCCUUCAAGAAUUAGGCUUCUUUCUGGCAACCGAUCAUUUAGUUGUGCAAAGGCUCAUGAACGUCUUGGCUAUACACCAAUUGUAUCACUCGAGGUUUGGCAACAUUCUGCUGUGAUUCAAUUUCUUUAUUUAGUGCAAACAAGGGCUUGGUCCAGUGUUAUUGUCAUUGGUCUUGAACCUGGAGGUCUCAUGUUCGAGUCCCUUCAGUAGCACCUAAUUAAAAAAACUAACAUAUAUCAUCCUUAUAAAAAGAAUUCUCUAUUCAGUGAUGUUAUGCAUUGUUUUGUGAAUAAAGGAAAUUAUCCUUGUACAACUUCCACAAAAGUUGGAUAGUAUAAAAUUACGAAGUUCAAUCACCUCCAGAUGUCCUAACUUAUUACUGUGAAAUUGUUAAAUAUCUCUUCAACGUAAAUAAGUGUCCGUCAAACUGUUUUUCCAUGCAAACCCAGUCUUGGUAUACGGAGCUUGGUCUCAUUUAAUCCGCAUGGUGAAAUAAUAAGUCUGUUUUUCACAUUUCCUCUCUUGGGUCAGACUAAUUGUGCUUUAAUGUCUUUGUAUAACUGGUCUCCGAGCUUAUAAUUACCCUGUUUAUUUGCUGUGCCAGCUAAUAAUAUAUAUUAACAGCUACAAGUGGAGGCACAUAAAUAAGAAACAACUUAUACAGCAGUACCUGUGCAGUUGAGUUUAUCUUUUUCGAUUGCAGGAUGGUUUGAAAAGGACUAUUGAGUCAUUUUCACAUCUUAAUGCUGAGAAUCAACCUAAAAGAGAUGGGCCAUCUAAGGCUUCAUUAUAUCUUGGAAAUGGAAGAGGUAUGAUGUUAAAUUAUUUGCUAUAAUUGUUAGAGUGUGUCUUUCACGUUGUGCCAAGAGGGAGAAACAAAUGUGCAGACUGGGUCAUGAAAUCCAGAGCUAAUUGGACCUUCCUAAUUAUUGAAUUCAUAUCUAGAUCUCUUUUACCACCUGAUGUAAUAUACUUAGCUUGUACUUCAACCGCAGUUACAAAUGUGAUGGAAACCCGACUAGUGGUGCCGGAGCCCUUUUGUUUUUUUUACUAUUAUUAUUUUGUUGAGUUAUUUUUCAGAACAACUAUUUAAGGAUUAAGACAUUGUUAUUUUAGAUGAUGAAAGAACAAUAUUGAAUAUGUAAUUUCUCAACUCUCCUUCUCUUCUCUUCCUUCCGCUUCUUCCCCCAAAUUCCCUUAUCAAUUCUGCCUCAAUUGCUAAUUUCUCUUCUCAAUCCCUAAUACCUGUCAUUGCAAUUAUCAUUUGCAGUUGCUGACACACUACUUUGGAAGGAUACCAAGAAGACACUCAUCGUGUUGCUAGUUCUAAUGGGGAUUUACUACAGUUUCAUUUCGUCUAAUUCUACCAUUAUUACUGCGACUUCAAAGCUUCUCUUGAUGGCAGCAAUUUUUCUAUUCGUCCACGGCAGAUUACCUGAGAAAAUGUAUGUCCCUUAUCUCUUCCUUUCAGUUCAGUCCUAUGUUGAUUUUCGUGCGACUAUAAGUGUGCAGUUGCCAUUGAUUUGAUGUCUUUGGAUGGGUAUCGCUGGAUGCACAACCCAUUUGCUUCUUACUGCCUUAAAGUCUAGAACAAGCAGCUUUGAGUUUGACCAACAGAAAAGUAUGAUUUGUGUUUGUAUUAUACUCCAAUCUCUUGGUGUAAAUUUGGAAGGGAGACGUUUCUUCAUCUAGAUUAAAUGCAGCGCUAACUAAUAUAAAGCCACAUUGAAUAAUGUAUGAGCUUUUGGAUCUGUAUGUUUUGUCAGUAAGAGCCUUAAGGUGCUCAGAAGUAUAAAUAUUGGAUGUGAGAACCAUCAUAGAAGCUUUCAGUGUUGUUUAAUUAAGAGAACUGGACUAUUAUAGUGUGCUAGUGACACAUUUGAUUCAUAUGCUCAGAUUUGGGUAUAAAAUCGAAAAGAUCCAUCCGUCUGAUUUUUACUGGACUGAGAAGAAGUCUUACCAAGUUGCUCAUGUAUUAGCUUCGUUCUGGAAUGUCGGGAUCAACAUUCUAGAAUCUCUUUGCAGAGGGAAGGACUGGUUGGUUUUCCUCAAGGUUGUCUUGUCGCUGUUGAUCAUUGGCUUCAUAGGGACCAUUUCCCUUCACUCAUUGUUUGUAAUGGGAGUUCCCACAACUUUUUUAGGGUUCUACUUGUACGAAUGGAACGAAGAAGCGCUUGAUGGUUUGGUGUCGGAUGCUCUCUCUUACGGAUAUAAAUUGAAAUCUCAAAUCAUCCACAAAGUAACUGGUCCAAAACUUGACUAACAAUGAAGGCUCAUUAGAUAAACUAUGCAGUUUUUCUUUGUGCCCCUCCCUUGGUUGACAGUUUUGUAAAGGUCACGGAAACAUACAUGGUCAGCUGGGAUACUUCUGUUUGUAUCGAGUGUUACACUAACAGCGUAAUGCAAUCUGUUUUUGAUUUUAUUUGGCUACUAUAACUUGAUCAUUUAAACUUAUAGUAUUAGGCAUAUCAUUUGCCAGUCACCAUGGGACGGGCUAGCAUGCUAACCCCUUAAGGGGUUGGUUUUUUGACACCCCCUUUUAAUUGGUCAAUUUUUCAUUAAUUAUUGACAAGUAUUAAUGAAAGUAAAUAUAAUAAAUGUUAUGUUAUUAAAUACAAAGUAAGCAUUAAAUAUACCACAUUAAUUACCACUUU